Fopius arisanus is the source of this 3288-nucleotide messenger RNA. Its product is annotated as protein espinas. Lineage: Eukaryota; Metazoa; Arthropoda; Insecta; Hymenoptera; Braconidae. The record is from RefSeq and is a predicted model, not a curated record. The transcript is spliced from 7 exons. The coding region runs from base 739 to 3252 and encodes 837 amino acids. Gene Ontology annotation, molecular function: zinc ion binding.
GACCGUUCACCACUCUGGUACCACUCCACCACUGGUUUCCCACUAAAAUCAAGUGUCAAAAAAGUAUUCCAGGAUUACGUGACAGUACUCAGUGCUCAGUAUCCAAUACCCCCAUUACUUCCCCAAGAAAUCCAACUGCAAAUAUCCAAACGCUUCCACUCCUGAUCCUGCUGGAGACCUGGAUCCAAUCAGCGGCUGGGGAAAAUAAACGUCGAUUAUUUGAUUUGAAGAGAAAAAUUGCAAAUAGCUCAGGCGAAAGUGCGAGAACGAGUUAUAUCGGAGAAAAGAGACAAAGAAUGAAGAAAGGAAGAUACGAUGGUGAAAAUAAAUGAUGAGAAACGACUUGGUCAGUGGUAAGAGAGCAAUAACGGAGAUGGUAUACGCGACGUGAGAGGAGUAUUGAGGAUGUGAAGUGGUCUCCAUGCCAAGGAGGCUACGAAAAUGUCGAGUGUGUUGCUUGUCUCUUGGUACAGAACAGAGAUACACGGUGUAUUAAAACGUUAAUUCUCCUUCCUCGAGGGGAGAGUCACUACCGGUUAUAGUGAAUGUGCACGAAUGUUUAGUUGUUAGUGAAUUUUUUUGUUUUUUUUUUACUCGACGAUUCGGCGGUUUGUUAUCAGUUGUCCGUUGAACGGGUGGUGGAGCUGAUUGUGGAGGAAUUUUGGAGAUAGGUGAUAGGAUCGGUGAUAAUGAGAUCAGAUGAGAUGAGAAGAUGAUAGUGGAGUCCUGGACGUCGAAAUGUCGAGUUUGGCUAGAAGGAGACAGACGAGCUCAUUGUUUGGCUCCAAGAGGUGGUGGACACCUGGAUGUUGGGCGACUAGGGGACAUCAGGAGGCGUAUCUCAGGAAGCUAUAUGGGAGGAAGAAUACUGAGGGGAAUUUCAAUGCGGCUCUUGAUAUCGGUGAGAGUGGCUGGCAGAAGAAUUUGAGUCCGGCUAUUUAUGAGCCUCCUGUUGAUGCUGGACACUAUCUCGAUGACUUCCUCAAGGGCAGGAGAGUCGAGGAAGCCAAGGGAAGACCUUGUCUUCCAAGUCCCAGUCCGACGGAGAAGUGUGUGGAGUUUCUCACUGGGGCUAGGGCUUGUGGCGACUUCAGUGGUGGAUUCGAUGAUGAUCAUGGCAAGUCUCAACGCUGCAUUGAGAUCACUGAACAUAAUCUGGAUAGUCUCCUGCAUUCAAACUAUCGGGAUGAGAAGGUGUGCAGGAGCUGCAGGUGUCCCAGGGAGGAUCAUCAUCGGCCGAAUAUCGAGGCACCAUCGGCCCUCGGCCUAUCACCGGCAUCACCGAUGGCUAUGGCAAUGGCAUUUCAGGGCCCCUCUGCACCUGGACCUGGGGGUCAACAUCAGGAGGCAUUCAAGAGUCCUGUUCAACCGCCUCAGCUUCAGGAACCACUUGUUCAUCAUCAGAGACUCUCCCAAAGCGAUGAUGACAGUGGAUGUGCACUUGAGGAAUAUACCUGGGUACCUCCUGGAUUGAGGCCUGAUCAGGUUCACCUGUACUUCAGCUCUCUACCCGAGGACAAGAUACCGUACGUUGGUAGUGCGGGUGAACGUGAACGAGUGAAACAGCUGCUCCAGCAGUUACCACCGCAUGACAAUGAGGCAAGAUAUUGCAGUGGUCUUGCUGAAGAGGAGAAGCGUGAGCUUCGUGUAUUUGCUGCGCAGAGAAAACGUGAAGCACUUGGUAGAGGACACGCGAGUCAACUUGAGAGACCCCAUGGUACUGGUUGUCGAGAAUGCGGUAGGCCAAUUUCAGCUGGUGAAAUGGCUGUUGGUGCCAGUAGAGCUGGACCAACAGCACUUUGGCAUCCAGCGUGUUUUGUUUGCUGCGUUUGUCGGCAACUAUUGGUUGAUCUCAUCUACUUUUGGAGGGAGGGUAGAUUGUACUGUGGAAGGCAUCAUGCAGAGACCCUCAAACCAAGAUGCUGCGCUUGCGAUGAGAUUAUUCUUGCUGAUGAGUGCACAGAGGCAGAAGGAAGGGCUUGGCACAUGAGGCAUUUCGCGUGCCUCGAGUGUGACAGACAGCUCGGCGGUCAGAGGUAUGUGAUGCGUGAAGGUCGUCCCUACUGUCUCCACUGUUUCGAUGCCUCAUUUGCCGAGUACUGUGACAGCUGUGGUGAGCCCAUCGGUGUUGAUCAGGGUCAGAUGUCUCACGAGGGUCAGCACUGGCACGCUACUGAGGCUUGCUUUGCCUGUGCCACAUGCCGUACAUCAUUAUUGGGAAGGCCUUUCUUACCACGAAGAGGAGCGAUAUACUGCAGCAUCGCCUGCAGCAAAGGCGAACCGCCCACAACACCAAGUGACUCCUCCGCUGGACCACCACCACCGCCUCCUGCCUUUCCAAGACAAACGCGAAAAGCUCCGCCGACGAGUGAGGGCUCUUCGAGCCCCCCACCGCCUUCGACGAGGCAUCACACCCUCCAUGCACCAGGAUCAGCGAGAAACUCCCCAAGACUGACACGAAAGCAUUAUCAAGCCUCCGUUUCUCUGGCGACAACACCAACUCAAGUGAACGUUGGAGAUUUUGGUAGCGAGGGUCUGCCUUCAGCUGGGUCUCGACCUGGUGGUCUGGACCGAGUCAUCCUCGAGAGAAAUCUCGAGAGACUACUCCAGGAACGCACCCCCCACUCCGAGGAAACGCCAUCGGAGCUUGGAAGACUGAUGCAAGCCAGAGAUAGAGAGCCCCUCCGUUGUGUUCCAAAUUGUCCGCCGACCCAUGCAUCGAGUAUGCCGGAGUUACCACCACCAGCUCAUUUAGCCGGUCAUUCUCCAACUCCCCCUCACCCUUCAAACGUAACUGAUGUGCCAACGGACACAAUAGACCUCUGUGGCAAUCCCACAAUGAUAGAUCCCCCGACUCCCACAUCGAGACGUGUGAGAUUUCAGGGUGAUGAUCAUCAUGGAAUAUCGGCGUCUGUUGCACCACUGCCUGCAAGUCCAGGAACACCUCCAUCACCUUCCAGAUCACAAGUACCGAGGUCCAGGAGUUUGCAGCCUGACGAAGUUGCCAGUACAUCUUGGGGGAGUGUGGGUUCUAGAACACGGAAUGAGGACGAGGAGAGUUGUUGUUCGACCUGCAGCUCCUCCAGUAGUUCAGACGAAGCAGCUGCCUAUUCACUGCCACCACGACGAGCCUACGGUGGUGUUAGGAUAUCCUACGUACCCAACGAUGCUGUUGCAUGUGCCAGACGACGUGGACCCACCGCAUCCACAUCGCAAUCACAAAAAGACGCCGAGAAGUGCGUCAUAUCCUGAUCGUUCACAUUUCUACGAUUUCCAGGAUGAGAGAGA